UCCUGAGCUGGAACAGCCAGAGUGGCUGGAAAAGCUACACUUCAUGGUAGACAUGACAGCGCACCUGAACACGCUGAACACAGCUCUUCAGGGGAAAGGACGCACAGCCCUGCACAUGUUGGAGGAUGUUUUGGCAUUCGAGCGCAAGUUGACAGUGCUUGCCAGAGAUUUACAGAAAGGCACUUUGUCUCACUUCCCCAAUUUGAGAGAGUUCAAACAAGGUCACGACAUGAUAAUUUCGGAGUAUUUACAUUCUGCAAUCAUCGCAAUGCAAACAUCGUUUGGGAAACGCUUCUGUGAGUUCAGAGAGGAAAAAAACACAUUAUCCUUCCCGGUCACUCCCUUAAGCAUCGAUCCUUCCCUACUGAAUACGACUGCAUUGGCAGGUGUGAGUCAACCUGAUCUUGAGAUGGAACUGGCCGACAUAGCCGACAAAGACAUAUGGGUGUCCAAGUUUAGACGCUUGACAGCAGACCUUGAAGAUGUUGCCCGUCAGAAGGCCGUUCUUGCUCAGAAUCACAAAUGGAGUGAUAUUGAAAACCUCCCCAAACCGGACAAACUUGUGUUCAAAACAUGGAAUGCUAUCCCCGACAUUUAUGUAAACAUUAAAAAGUAUGCACUUGGAGUCCUGUCGAUCUUUGGAUCCACAUAUGUAUGUGAGCAGGUGUUCUCCAACAUGAACUUUAUUAAAAACAAACAUCGCGCACGCCUCACAGAUGACAGCUUGCGAUCCUGUGUAAAGAUGAAGGUGACGUCAUACAGCCCUGAUGUGCAGACGCUGUGCGCUGAGGUCCAGGAGCAGAAAUCCCAUUAACCAAUUUCCACCAUAUGUUAAUGUGAAGAGUGAAC
Hypanus sabinus (Atlantic stingray) is the source of this 849-nucleotide messenger RNA. RefSeq names its product general transcription factor II-I repeat domain-containing protein 2-like. Lineage: Eukaryota; Metazoa; Chordata; Chondrichthyes; Myliobatiformes; Dasyatidae. The record is from RefSeq and is a predicted model, not a curated record. Bases 44 to 814 code for a protein of 256 amino acids. The transcript is spliced from 2 exons.